AUGUAUUAUGAUGAAGACUUAGGUCCUUGGGGCAGUGAUGAUUAUAGACCUCGUUCACGAUAUCAUAGUUAAAUGACAGUACCAUUACAUAAAGAAAAGACAGAAAUAAAAGAAACUCAUCAAACAAUACAUUAGAUAUUAACAGCAAAGAAAAGUGAAUUACCUAAGUUAAAAUUGAAUAGUUUAUCACCAAGACAAGUAGUGAAAUAACAAUAUAUCAACAAAUUCAUAAAAAUUAAGGAAUCUCCAAAUGAGAAACAUUUUUUGCCAUAACUCUCAUUAAUCAAAAUGAAACCCCAUCAUACAAAACCUAAGGUUCGAAACACUGAUAUACAUGUAAUAUUUGAAAUCGAAAAAAUUAUUCGUCGAAACCAUGGUUACAUCCCAACUCAUAAGUACACUACUUCUACUAUAAUUUGAUCAUAUAUAAUCAUUUUUUCCUUA
This is a messenger RNA of Paramecium primaurelia, 444 nucleotides long. NCBI's taxonomy places the organism in Eukaryota, Ciliophora, Oligohymenophorea, Peniculida, Parameciidae. The record is from the annotation of a GenBank genome assembly.